Molecule: messenger RNA, 1677 nt
Organism: Oreochromis aureus
Lineage: Eukaryota; Metazoa; Chordata; Actinopteri; Cichliformes; Cichlidae
Gene: fgf8a
Product: fibroblast growth factor 8a
Exons: 5
Coding region: 317-940 (207 amino acids)
Biological process (GO): neuron differentiation; heart morphogenesis; dorsal/ventral pattern formation
Cellular component (GO): cytoplasm
Molecular function (GO): type 2 fibroblast growth factor receptor binding; type 1 fibroblast growth factor receptor binding; growth factor activity
Source: RefSeq, a predicted model, not a curated record
UAGUGACAGGGUGUACGUAGAAACAAGAAAAAAACUUCAUCGCAGAGCUUUUCUUCUCCAAGUGUACUUUGCGUAGCUCUGUGACAGACGCGGGCAGCUAUACCUUAAUGACAAAUUAACUGCCGUUUCAACUGAGCAAGAUUUUGUCGGCGAAGGUCACAGAUGUAAUGAAGAAUGUGUCCCUUGUGCUUUUUUAAACCUGUGUGUCAGCGCAUCUGACCGUUUUCUGGUCUUUGAAAUCUUUGGACUUGGUGGCUUAUUUUGUAGAUCGUGUGCUCUUAUUAACGGAUCCUAGUAAAAAUUGACUUCAUCCAACAUGCGACCCAUCCCAUCCAGGCUCAGCUGUGUGUUUCUGCACUUAUUUGCAUUGUUCUACUAUGCGCAGGUAACCAAUCAGUCCCCGCCUAAUUUCACGCAGCAUGUAAGCGAACAGAGCAAGGUGACGGACCGCACGAGCCGCAGGUUGAUCCGGAUCUACCAGCUUUACAGCCGGACCAGCGGCAAACAUGUACAGGUCCUGCCCAACAAGAAGAUCAACGCCAUGGCGGAGGAUGGAGAUGUGCACGCUAAACUCAUUGUGGAAACAGAUACUUUUGGAAGUCGAGUGCGCAUCAGGGGAGCUGAGACUGGCCUAUACAUCUGCAUGAACAAGAGAGGGAAGCUCAUUGGCAAGAAAAACGGACAAGGCCGUGACUGUAUCUUCACCGAAAUUGUUCUGGAGAACAACUACACGGCGCUGAAGAACGUCCGUUAUGAGGGCUGGUACAUGGCUUUCACUCGCCGGGGGCGUCCGCGGAAGGGCUCACGGACACGCCAGCACCAACGUGAAGUCCACUUCAUGAAGAGGCUGCCAAAGGGGCACCAGCCCACCCAUCCGAGCCACCACCAGCCUUUUGACUUCAUCCACUACCCUUUCAGUCAAAGGACUAAGCGUACAUGAUACUCGUCAGAAAACUGAGGAGUGAAACGGACUGGAUUUCUCUUCUCUCCCCAAAAACCUCUGGAGACAUUUUUAUACUGAUAAAUAUCAUACCUUGAUAAGUAGUUUAUUUUUUGUAAAGUAAAAAAAAGCCACACAAAGACAAAAAACAUAUAUUUUUGUACUCCGGGCUUUUAGUACUGACUUAUGUAAAAAAGUAAAGAAAAAGAAAAGUUUGUUUUUAAAUCCUCAUGACUCAGUGUUUGACUUUUUGGGGAUUUCGUUUUCGUAGAGUGCCCUGUGUUGAUUAUUGUAUGUUGUUUUUAUCAGUGGAGUCAUUUCUUGGACUCUUGCCUGCUGCUCAAGGAGACUUGAAGGACCCUGAUUGACCUCACUGCCAGGCAACGCUAUAUUCAGACACACAAACUGUCUCGUAGUGUACAGGAGGCAACAAAGACUAUAAUAAGAACUAUUUGUUGGUAACACUGCAGUCCAUGCUUUUUGCUGGGCACUGCAUCCUGACUGGGAUCGCUCAUUAUCUCGCUUACACAGUUCAACCAAACAGACAUUCACUAGCAUUGAAUGGAACAACAUGGCAGCUAUAUUUGAUAUUCACAGGCUUGUGUUCUGACUGUUUUGUCUCGAUGUGUACAAAAUGCAUUGAAGUGUAAGUGUAGUCCAUGGACACAUCCCCUAACCCUUUGUCUUCUCGUUGCCCUCUGAAUGUCUGUUUUUAUACAUAUAUAAAUAUAUUUUUA